Molecule: messenger RNA, 2130 nt
Organism: Spizellomyces punctatus DAOM BR117
Lineage: Eukaryota; Fungi; Chytridiomycota; Chytridiomycetes; Spizellomycetales; Spizellomycetaceae
Exons: 2
Coding region: 11-1870 (619 amino acids)
Molecular function (GO): metal ion binding
Source: RefSeq, a predicted model, not a curated record
ACACCCCACAAUGGUAGACGCCGUUCACGGUGAUGUCAAUAUCCGAAAGGAUGUUCCCACAGCUGCAGAACCUGUCAUCAAGCAGGAACCCCAGGAGGACGCGCUAUGGCCUGCCGACGAGACAAGACGAAUACGCACACCCAAUGGUCCUCCCCCACAUCUCUCCAAAGGCACCUCCAGACCAAUCCCCCAGCCAGAAGGGUUCAAACUCUUCCAAGGCAUGGCUGCUCCCUUAAAUUCCAACGCCAGUGGAACCCUACCUACCACAAGAGCUCGACCGCCACCAGGCCGAGAAGAACGACCAUCCCCACCACCAUCAGAAUUGAAUGGUGCGAAAUAUGACCUCAGUUUGCCGACCGACUCGGAAGUGAGAAUAAAAUCGGAAUUUGGCUUAGUUAAUGAAAUGGGUACGCCAACUCAGAUAGCCAGCACAGCUUUACCAGGCACUAUUCAAAGCUCCAGAGAGCGCACCACCAGCCCCUCUCCGGCUCACCUUUUUCCUGCUGUCGGGGUGAAUAGUAACAGGCUGGACAAUGCAGAAGCAUUCGUAGCGGAACGUGUACUCCGGAGAGCAGCUUCCCAUGAAUGGCAGCGCAGAAGCCCACCACCUAGACGAGCAGGAUCUCCGGUGCGGUCAAAUUGCGAGAGCCUGAGUUUUGGUGGUCCUUUGCCCCCGCCCCCGCUACCCGUAGUCGAUGUUGCAUAUGAGGUCCAUUCAGCAGUGUUAAAGCAGUUACAGAUGGAGUAUGCCGAAGGUCAGACGGAGCUUUAUAAGCUUGAAGCUCAAUAUGCGGAAGUCGCAGAGAUUUCAGAUCGCUUGGCUAGGGAUGUGGAUGAGCUCUCCCAGAUACUUGCGAGUAAAAAAGCGUCGUUAGAACGGACUUUGAAGGAUAGACAUGGAUUAGAGGGCCUCCUUAUAUUUAUGAGAAGGAAACAGAUGCAGAAAAAGGAAGAAUGGAGCAUUGGACUGAGAAAGGCCGAAGAGAUGCGGAAAAGGUAUCCAGCAGAGUUCUUGACAACCGGUCCUUCACGAUCUAGAGCGGUCACUGUUCCACCGGCGACACUGCCACGCACGAUGAGCGGGCCGUUGGAGCCAGUACAUGAUAGUGCAGAAACCGUAUUUGCAUCAAGUGUGCGCGGUGAUUCCAAUAGUCGUCCAUGCGCCGGCAGCUCGAAACCUGAUGAUAGACAGGAAGAGCCGUUUACAAUGCGUCAGCACCAUGCAGCGGGCACCGUUUCCGUUGGCACGUUCAAGCGGUCACGGUCAACCGAUGGCGAAGGUGGUGGCGUUCCUUUGGGAGGCAGACCUGAUUCUAUCGAAUCUAUUGGUGGUGAUCCCCCUGCUGGAGCCAUUUUGCAUUUUAGACAGGUGUCCGGAAACGGGGAGAUAUGCUUCAAAUACAAUCAAGCAGAGUGUCCCGAAGGUCAAAAUUGUUCACGACGACAUGUUUGUGUGGCUUGCAUGGGCUCUCAUCCAUUUUAUGUCUGUGCUGCAAAGCGUACGAGUUGCUUUAGGUUUAACAAUGAGGAGUGCGGGCCUCAUUGUCAUCGCGAGCACCGUUGCCUCCGAUGUGCGUCCGGUCAGCAUAGACUACCAGAAUGUCAUAUACCCCCCGCCCCAGAGAAUGGAAUCGAGUAUUGCCUCACAUGGAAUUCAUCGCAGAACUGCCAUAGCGGACCGAAUUGCGAGCGACGGCAUCAGUGCCUGCGAUGCCGAGGAAGUCACGCUGUCAUCAUCUGCCCGGAGAAUGUGUUGAACUAUUUUCAGACUGUUGACGGUAGAGUUACUACUACCCUACCAGUCGCGCGCCAAAUGAUGCCUUGUCUUGGAAGAGAGGAGCAUGGAUCCAAGCGUUCCCGUUUGGAGUAGUUUAAGUGCGGAAAACUAUUUUUACCAUGAGCAGAUAUUGGCUAACGCGUGAAUUUACAAUAAGUAUUUAAAAGCCUUGAACUAUUAUGUAUGACAGAAGGCAUCCAUUGCCAAAGACUCGUUCGUAUAUCUUAAUGAAGAUUUUUGACAAGGAACACGGCCUGAACCUGUUGUAAUGAUUUUUCCAGGCUAAUGUUUGGAUAGCACUCUUGUGAGAAAUUUCAGAAAGACCUUGUUAUUGACUCUCGGAAGGGAAGCAG